Molecule: messenger RNA, 399 nt
Organism: Trichobilharzia regenti
Lineage: Eukaryota; Metazoa; Platyhelminthes; Trematoda; Strigeidida; Schistosomatidae
Source: the annotation of a GenBank genome assembly
AUGGGUAAACGUGAUUUUACGUUAGAAGAGCUCCAAAAGUUUGACGGCAAGGGUGAGCACAAGCGAAUACUGAUAGCGGUUAAUGGUAAAAUAUUCGAUGUCACCAAUAACGGACAGGAGUUCUACGGCAAAGUUUUCGCUGGCAAAGAUGCGUCCAGAGCACUAGCAUGUUUCAAUCUGGAGACUAAAAAUGAGUAUGACGAUCUCUCAGAUCUUACUCCCGAUCAGAUGAAGACCUUGAGAGAAUGGGAACUUCAGUUUUCUGAGCGUUAUGAUCAUAUUGGACGACUUUUAAAACCUGGAGAACCACAUCGAGUUUAUGAGAUUAAUGAUGGAGAAGAUGAAGUUGGCGGUACAAAUCAUAUUGUCCAACGGAGUUGCAAGGAGAAAAUAACCUGA